Messenger RNA from Mesorhabditis belari, 753 nucleotides. NCBI's taxonomy places the organism in Eukaryota, Metazoa, Nematoda, Chromadorea, Rhabditida, Rhabditidae. The record is from the annotation of a GenBank genome assembly.
AUGUCUCUUAACGGCUCUUUCAAUUUCAAAAUCUUCGAUUCUCUCAAAUGCACUCUUUGCAAGGCCCCAUUUAUUCCGCUUGCAAAUCACCAACUUUCUCCACGCAAAUUGGGAUGCGGAUUGGCGAUGUGCAACGAAUGUUUCGAGAGGGAGAAGGCGGCGAAAAAACAUGGGAAACAUCAAUGUGAUCAUGAAAAUUGCUUUCAUAAUACGAAACCGGCUCACUUUUUAAUUGAUAUUCUGUCCCAUGACUCGCUAAAGCUUUCUACUAUACUUGGUGGUUACUAUCUUGCAAAGCCAUUUAACAUUCCAAAUUGUCCAAUCUGUGGUGACAAAUAUUCCAACGAGAUUUCCGGAAAAAAAUCGUUUGUUCUUAAUUGCAAUCACAUGAUCUGCACGAAAUGCUACCAAAUCCAGGAGAAAAAACCGACUAAAAUGAAUGAAUGGAAAUUUACCAUCAAGUGCCCAACUUGUGAAUUUGUGACCAAGUCUGACGUCUACACGAGAAAGGAUCGAUUUCAGAAUUUCCUGGAUGAGCUGCCCAAGAUGAAUCAACAAUUUGAAGCAAGAUUAAAAUUGAAUCAUUGCGCUGGGUGUCAGGAGCAGAAUACUGCUGAUAAGAUGUUCUACUGUCUGUUCUACAAGUGCCGGUUUGUGGUGCUUGCGCUUAUAGGAAUCAUCACUUGCACAAAGUUAUUCCACUAUUGGCGAAAAAGUAAACUACAGACGGAUUUCGAGGGUGCUGCUGAGAAA